This is a messenger RNA of Teleopsis dalmanni, 2254 nucleotides long. RefSeq names its product probable peroxisomal acyl-coenzyme A oxidase 1. Gene Ontology annotation, molecular function: FAD binding; acyl-CoA oxidase activity; fatty acid binding. Gene Ontology annotation, cellular component: peroxisome. The transcript is spliced from 10 exons. Lineage: Eukaryota; Metazoa; Arthropoda; Insecta; Diptera; Diopsidae. The coding region runs from base 101 to 2125 and encodes 674 amino acids. The record is from RefSeq and is a predicted model, not a curated record. Gene Ontology annotation, biological process: fatty acid beta-oxidation using acyl-CoA oxidase; lipid homeostasis.
GUCGCUUCUGGAAGUGGACGUUGUAAAUAAAAAGUUUGAACACAAAAGACUUGCAGAUAGUGUAUUGAUUUUUAUUUAUAAUUAUUAUAAUUGAGAAAUCAUGUCUGGAAAAAGUUUAAUUCCUGCUACGGUGAAUCCGGAUUUACAAAAGGAACGUAAUGCAGCCAGUUUCAAAGUUGAAGAUUUCGCUAGUUGGUGGCAUGGUGGAGCUGAAAAAUUAAAAUUCAAGAGAGACGUAGAAAACUACAUGUUUCAGGACUUGAAAGAGGAUGCUGAUUUGUUUCUCUAUAAAUCACAUAAAGAUAUCUACGAACAAUCUAUAAUGGAGUCAAUCGAAGCCGCUAAGAAGUUGAGAAAACUUCAAGAGGAAAGAAAUCCAGGAGGAGAUGAUAUUUGGCCAACCCUCUACUCUUCAAUCCAUGUUGCGGGUGCUAUGAAGGCGGGCAAUCCGUUCGGUGUGCAAUUUGCAAUGGUUGUGAAAGCUUUAAAGCAACAAUCCACAGAUGAGCAAUAUGAAGAAUUUGGAAAGCGGGUAGCAAAUUUCGAAAUUUCAGCCACUUAUGCACAGACCGAACUCGGUCAUGGUACAUUUUUGCGAGGUUUAGAAACCAGAGCGGAUUAUGAUCGUAAAACUGAUGAGUUUAUUUUGAAUACUCCAACCAUAUCAGCAUAUAAAUGGUGGCCUGGUGGAUUGGGCCAUUCUUCGAAUUACUGCAUUGUGGUAGCACAGCUUUAUAUAGACAAUGAUCCGAAAGGUGUACAAAUGUUUUUUGUGCAAGUAAGAGAUGAAGAAACACACAUGCCAUUACCGGGUAUUGACAUUGGUGAUAUAGGUAAAAAAAUGGGUUUCUAUGGAGUAAACAAUGGAUUCUUGGGAUUGAAGAAUGUUAGGAUCCCACGUACAAGAAUGUUAAUGAGAAAUGCUAAAGUACAUCCUGAUGGUACAUUCGUAAAAAGCCCUGCAUCGAUCUUAACUUAUUUGCCAAUGGUAUAUGUACGCUGCGUGAUUGUAUUAAAUACCAGCUAUCAUUUAGCACUCGCUGCAACUAUAGCAACUCGUUACUCAGCCGUUAGACGUCAAAGUCCAAUAAAUCCUGAUGAACCUGAACCACAAAUUUUAGACCAUGUUACUCAGCAACAUAAAUUGUUUCCGGAAAUAGCAAUUGCUAUUGCUUACAAUUUAUCGGGAUCAAAACUAAAUCAAUAUUUUCAAGAUACCAGUGUUGCCAUUAAGAAAAAUGAUUUUUCUCGUCUGGAGGAAUUGCAUGCAUUGGCUUGCACAUUGAAAGCUUCAUCAUCAUAUGAUGCCACAGCUGGUAUCGAGCGUUUACGGCUUGCCUGUGGAGGACAUGGUUAUCUUACUUCGUCUAAUUUUGGAAAUAUAUAUGCCAAAAUAUCGGUUACUUGCACUUAUGAAGGAGAAAAUACUGUUUUAUACUUGCAAGUGGGAAAAAUUCUGAUGAAGAAAUGGGCAGAUGUCUUAGCUGAGAAACAAUUGAUGCCAACAAUGUCAUACUUAAACGAUUGGAAAAAUUCGAAAACCUUUAAUUGGAAUGGUUCGUGGGAUUGUAUGAUCAAAGCACUACAAUUUGUCACCACUAAAAAAACUGAAAUAACAUUUUCGCAUUAUAUGAGACGUCUUAAAAUGGGGCAAAGUCAACCAAUUGCAUUAAAUAAUACAGGCAUUGAAUUGAUACAAGUAGCGGAGCUUCACGCCUGUGUUUUCGUAGCGAGUAACUUCUUCACUGAAGUAACUGGUGAUGCCUUGGCAAAACAAUCAAAUGAAUUAAGAGCUGUACUUCAUAAUCUUUUGGAAUUAUUUUUGUUGAAGACAAUCCUUCGAUACAUGAAUUUUAUAUUGCUAUUCAUUAACCUAACAGAUGCCGAUGUAACGGACUUACAGAAUCGUUUGGAAGAAGUUCUAAAACGUUUACGAAUGGACGCUGUGGCAAUAUGUGAUGGUUUUGAUUUUCAUGACUCGGUACUUCAGUCGACACUGGGUGCUUAUGAUGGAAAUGUAUAUGAACGCAUCUACGCGGGAGCAAAACAAAGUUCAUUGAACUCGCAGCCUGUGCCCAAGUCAUUCCAUACGCAUCUUAAGCCAUUUAUGCAAGGAAAAUUGUGAUAAUAAAUUUAAAUGAAAUUUUAUAUAAAUUUAAUAGGGUGAUAAACUAUUAUGUUAUAUGGUAUAGAAAUAAAUAUUAGGAUGUGGUUAUAUUUAUAAUAUAAGAUGUUGUAGUUAAAGUGUUUUUAG